Pelagomonas calceolata is the source of this 6575-nucleotide messenger RNA. The record is from the annotation of a GenBank genome assembly. Lineage: Eukaryota; Pelagophyceae; Pelagomonadales; Pelagomonadaceae.
GCUCGGUAUCCACUAGUGCAAUAAUUAAUCAACGCGCGCUCUCGGCCCAAGAGAGCGCUACCACCCUAACACCCGAGACGCCCCAGCCCGCCAGCGGAGCACGAAACGAUGCCGCCGCGGCGCUACCACAAGUCCUGGGCUGCCUCCCUACUCGCCCUCGUAAUCGUGGCUGCCCCCUCCCGGCUGCUGCGAACGACCACUGGCGCGACCACGACGCCUGCGGCAGCGCAAAGCAAAGAAAAAAUCAAGCCGACGACGCGCAACUACAGAACGGACGGCGGCUGGCGGCCGUCGGCGGGGGGCGCUGCUGGUGCUGUCGCAUUCGGCGCCUUUUUGUCCUGCUCGGCGCUGCCGACGCACGGCAGCUCCGCGGCGCGCGUGCGGGUCCUCCGCGCGCUGCUGGCCUUUUCGCCGCACCUCGCGGCCGCUCGGCCCUUCGGACCGGCGAAUGCGUCCAUGACGCGGCGCAAGCUCGGCUACGUCAUGACCGACAGCAACAUAAAAAUGGCCGUUACCGCCUGGUUCGACGACGCGGCGGCAGCAGAGGCGACGUACGGCCACAUCUCGACGUGGGCGACUGGCGGGGUGACGGACAUGAAGGAGUUAUUUUGCGCGCACUCGUGGUGCGACUACUACAACUCGGCCGCGGAGUCCUUUAACGAGGACAUUGGCGCGUGGGACACCUCGGGCGUAACGAGCAUGGAGAACAUGUUCUUUUACGCGUCGGCCUUCGACCAGGACAUCGGCGCAUGGGACACCUCUAACGUUACGACGAUGUUAAGGAUGUUCACCGCUGCCUCGUCCUUCGACCAGGACCUCGGCUGGUGCGUGGACGACGGCGUGGAAAUGCUGGACAUGUUCUUUAACACCCCGUGCGAGUCUUUUUCGUCAUUGUCGUGCGGCGUCACGAAAGUGGAGGGCGGUUGUGCGCCGACACGACAGCCGACGCCUGGCCCGACGCCGCGCCCGACAGGCUACGCCAUGGACCGCUUCAACAUCAGAACGGCAGUCGCAGCGUGGCUCGCGGACGCGACGGCCGCCGAGGCGACGUACGGCCAUAUUUCGACGUGGGAGACCUCAGGGUUGACGGACAUGUCGUAUUUGUUUUGCGGCUCGUCUUACUACUCUUCUAGAGGAUGCAACUCGGCCGCUGCGUCCUUCAACGAGGACAUCAGUGAGUGGGACACCUCUGGCGUCACGACGAUGUAUUCCAUGUUCAGCGACGCCUCGUCUUUUAAUCAAGACAUCGGUGCGUGGGACACCUCGGGCGUCAGAUCCAUGGCCUACAUGUUCCAAAGCGCCUCGGCCUUCGACCAGGACAUCGGCGCGUGGGACACCUCCGGCGUGACGUCGAUGAGCUCCAUGUUCGACCGCGCCUCGGCCUUCGACCAGGACAUCGGCGCGUGGGACACCUCGGGCGUCAGAUCCAUGACCUCCAUGUUCGACCGCGCCUCGGCCUUCGACCAGGACAUCGGCGCGUGGGACACCUCCGGCGUGACGUCGAUGAGCUCCAUGUUCUACUCUGCCUCGGCCUUCAACCAGGACAUCGGCGCGUGGGACACCUCGGGCGUCAGAUCCAUGGCCUACAUGUUCCAAAGCGCCUCGGCCUUCGACCAGGACCUCGGCUGGUGUGUGGACGACGAUGUGGACCUCCUCGGCGCGUUCAACGGCGGCGUCCUCUGCGAGUCGACGUCGUGCGGCGUCGGCAACAGGGCUUUACUACGGUGCGGUGGCUCGAUGGGUGACAGUAGCAUUCGAACCGCCGUCACCGCGUGGCUCACGGACGCGACGGCCGCCGAGGCGGCGUACGGCCACAUCUCGACGUGGGCGACUGGCGGGGUGACGGACAUGUCGUGGUUGUUUUGCGCGAACUCGUGGUGCGACUACUACAACUCGGCCGCGGCGUCCUUUAACGAGGACAUCAGCGCAUGGGACACCUCGGGCGUAACGAGCAUGGAAUUCAUGUUCAGCUACGCCUCGGCCUUCGACCAGGACAUCGGCGCAUGGGACACCUCUGGCGUCAGAUCCAUGUAUUCCAUGUUCAGCUACGCCUCGGCCUUCGACCAGGACAUCGGCGCGUGGGACACCUCCAGCGUCACGUCGAUGUACCAGAUGUUCUACUACGCCUCGGCCUUCGACCAGGACCUCGGCUGGUGCGUGGACGACGGCGUGGAAAUGCUGGACAUGUUCUUUAACACCCCGUGCGAGUCGACGUAUUGCGGCGUGAAGUGGGGCGACUGUGAAUUCCCGCCCUCGGGCAACGUCAUGGUCAACUGGAAAAUUAGAUGGGCCAUCAAUGCGUGGUUCGACAACGCGACGGCAGCCGAGGCGACCUACGGGCACAUCUCGACGUGGGAGACUGGGGGCGUGACGGACAUGAAAUCGUUGUUCUCACAAAAAUCAUCAUUCAAUGAGGACCUCGGCGCGUGGGACACCUCGGGCGUCACGACGAUGGAGUUCAUGUUCAGCUACGCCUCGGCCUUCGACCAGGACAUCAGCGCAUGGGACACCUCGGGCGUCAGAUCCAUGUAUUCCAUGUUCAACCGCGCCUCGGCCUUCGACCAGGACAUCGGCGCGUGGGACACCUCCGGCGUCACUACGAUGGCCUUCAUGUUCUACUAUGCCUCGGCCUUUAACCAGGACAUCGGCGCGUGGGACACCUCGGGCGUCACAAGGAUGUACUACAUGUUCUACUAUGCCUCGGCCUUCGACCAGGACCUCGGUUGGUGCCUGGACGACGGCGUGGACCUGGACAACGCGUUCUACAUAACCCCGUGCGCGUCGACGUCGUGCGGCGUCCUGCAGGGCGACGCCUGCGCGCCGACUGCGCGCCCAACGCCGAAUCCCACUUCAAGCCCGACGCCGCAACCGACGUUGACGCCGACGCCGCGGCCGACGCCCGCGCCCAGCAAGCGCCCGACGCCGCAACCGACGUCGACGCCGACGCCGCGGCCGACGCCCGCGCCCAGCAAGCGCCCGACGCCGCAACCGACAUCGACGCCGACGACGCCCGCGCCCAGCAAGACAGGCUACGCCAUGGACCGCUUCAACAUCAGAACGGCAGUCGCCGCGUGGCUCGCAAACGCGACGGCCGCCGAGGCGACGUACGGCCAUAUUUCGACGUGGGAGACCUCAGGGUUGACGGACAUGUCGUAUUUGUUUUGCGGCUCGUCUUACUACUCUUCUAGAGGAUGCAACUCGGCCGCUGCGUCCUUCAACGAGGACAUCAGUGAGUGGGACACCUCUGGCGUCACAACGAUGGACUUCAUGUUCAGCGACGCCUCGUCUUUUAAUCAAGACAUCGGUGCGUGGGACACCUCGGGCGUCAGAUCCAUGUAUUCCAUGUUCGACCGCGCCUCUGCCUUCGACCAGGACAUCGGCGCGUGGGACACCUCCGGCGUCACUACGAUGGCCUUCAUGUUCUACUAUGCCUCGGCCUUCGACCAGGACAUCAGCGCAUGGGACACCUCGGGCGUCAGAUCCAUGUAUUCCAUGUUCAGCAGUGCCUCGGCCUUCGACCAGGACAUCGGCGCGUGGGACACCUCCGGCGUCACUACGAUGGACUACAUGUUCUACUAUGCCUCGGCCUUCGACCAGGACCUCGGUGAUUGGGCAGUCCAAAGCGUAACGAGCAUGAGCUGGAUGUUCAGCGGUGCCUCAGCGUUUAACCAGGACAUCAGUGGUUGGGCGGUCCACAACGUCGCGAGCAUGAGCGGGAUGUUCAGCAGUGCCUCGGCCUUCGACCAGGACAUCAGCGCAUGGGACACCUCGGGCGUCAGAUCCAUGUAUUCCAUGUUCAGCAGUGCCUCGGCCUUCGACCAGGACAUCGGCGCGUGGGACACCUCCGGCGUCACUACGAUGGCCUUCAUGUUCAAGUGGGCCUCGGCCUUCGACCAGGACAUCGGCGCGUGGGACACCUCUGGCGUCACGACGAUGUAUUCCAUGUUCUACUAUGCCUCGUCUUUUAAUCAAGACAUCGGUGGUUGGGCGGUCCACAGCGUCAUGCACAUGGACUCCAUGUUCAGCAGUGCCUCGUCGUUCGACCAGGACAUCGGCGCGUGGGACACCUCCGGUGUCAAAAGCAUGAACUCCAUGUUCAACUCCGCCUCUGCCUUCGACCAGGACAUCGGCGCGUGGGACACCUCCGGCGUAACGAGGAUGUACGGGAUGUUCUUGGGCGCCUCGUCGUUCAAUCAGAAUAUUGGCGGCUGGAGCGUCGACAACGUCAAUGAGAUGGGCAUGAUGUUCCACGAAGCGUUCUCGUUUAACCAGGACAUCAGCGCCUGGAACGUCGAAAACGUCAGAGAUAUGCAUUUGAUGUUCUGUCUGGCCUAUGCCUUCGACCAGGACCUCGGCUGGUGCGUGGACGACGACGUGAACCUGGACGGCGCGUUUGACGUCGCCCCGUGCGAGUCGACGUCGUGCGGCGUUGGCCAAAAGGACGGAAAUAGCGACUGUUGGAUGCCGACGCAGCGACCGACGCCCGGUCCAACGCCGCGGCCGGUUCCGCAGCCGACGCCCAAACCGACACCGACGCCGACGCCGCGGCCGACGCCCGCGCCCAGCGUGGUCCCCGUGCCGUCGCCAACGCUGAAGCCUACCGCUGCGCCGGAAGCCGCUCCAGUCGCGGCGCCCGUGCCCACGUCUCAAUCGACACCUCUCGUCUCGUGACCGUGUGGAAACCAUCGAGCUAGUCGUCGCGUCGAUGGCGUGGAGGUCGACGCUAAGGGCGCCGGCCCGGGAAAUCCAAUUUCUGCACAGGUCUGCGACCAAGGGGGCGGGUGCAAGAUCCUCAUCAUCAGCACUGGUAAAGUGAACUUUAGAGGAGACAGGAGCGAGGCUUGGUGCACGAACCAAGGAAACAACCCGAACAAGGAGACGCUCUGGUGCGCCGAUGCGGAUCCGACACCCGUGCCCACGUCUCAAUCAACACCUCUCGUCUCGUGACCGUGUGGAAACCAUCGAGCUAGUCGUCGCGUCGAUGGCGUGGAGGUCGGCUUUAAGGGCGCCGGCCCGGAAAUCAAUUUCUGCACGGUCUGCGACCAAGGGGGCGGGUGCAAGAUCCUCAUCAUCAGCACUGGUAAAGUGAACUUUAGAGGAGACAGGAGCGGAAGCUUGGUGCACGAACCAAGGAAACAACCCGAACAAGGGCACGCUCUGGUGCGCCGAUGCGGAUCCGACACCGUGCCCGUGCAAUCGACACCUCUCGUCUCGUGACCGUGUGGAAACCAUCGAGCUAGUGGCGCGUCGAUGGCGUGGAGGUCGGCGCUAAGGGCGCCGGCCCGGGAAAUCCAACUUCUGCACGGUGUCUGCGACCAAGGGGGCGGGUGCAAGAUCCUCAUCAUCAGCACUGGUAAAGUGAACUUUAGAGGAGACAGGAGCGAGCUUGGUGCACGAACCAAGGAAACAACCCGAACAAGGAGGCACGCUCUGGUGCGCCGAUGCGGAUCCGACACCGUGCCUCGUGCAAUCGACACCCUCGUCUCGUGACCGUGGGAAACCAUCGAGCUAGUCGUCGCGUCGAUGGCGUGGAGGUCGACGCUAAGGGCGCCGGCCCGGGAAAUCCAAUUUCUGCACAGGUCUGCGACCAAGGGGCGGGUGCAAGAUCCUCAUCAUCAGCACUGGUAAAGUGAACUUUAGAGGAGACAGGAGCGGGAAGCUUGGUGCACGAACCAAGGAAACAACCCGAACAAGGAGGCGGCAAGUGCGCCGAUGCGGAUCCGACACCCGUGCCCACGUCUCAAUCGACACCUCUCGUCUCGUGACCGUGUGGAAACCAUCGAGCUAGUCGUCGCGUCGAUGGCGUGGAGGUCGACGCUAAGGGGGCCGGCCCGGGAAAUCCAAUUUCUGCACAGGUCUGCGACCAAGGGGGCGGGUGCAAGAUCCUCAUCAUCAGCACUGGUAAAGUGAACUUUAGAGGAGACAGGAGCGAGGCUUGGUGCACGAACCAAGGAAACAACCCGAACAAGGAGACGCUCUGGUGCGCCGAUGCGGAUCCGACACCCUGCCCGUGCCUCACCUACCCCUCGUCUCGUGACCGUGUGGAAACCAUCGAGCUAGUCGUCGCGUCGAUGGCGUGGAGGUCGACGCUAAGGGGGCCGGCCCGGAAAUCAAUUUGCGCUGGGUGCUGACCAAGGGGCGGGUGCAAGAUCCUCAUCAUCAGCACUGGUAAAGUGAACUUUAGAGGAGACAGGAGCGGGAAGCUUGGUGCACGAACCAAGGAAACAACCCGAACAAGGAGGCACGCUGGUGCGCCGAUGCGGAUCCGACACCCGUGCCUCGCCUGCCCCAUCGACACCUCUCGUCUCGUGACCGUCCAUCCAUCGAGAGCUGGUCGUCGCGUCGAUGGCGGGAGGUCGACGCUAAGAGCGCCGGCCCAGCGCGGUAAACCAAUUUACUACUAUGCAACACUCGUAGUUGGCUUGGCCCAGCCUCUGGCUGGUGAGCCAGGACCUCGCCAACCCUAUAACGCAACGCGACACGCUACUCGCCAGCUGCGUAGGCGCCAGUGUCGGCGGCAGUUUCGCGGCAAGGUGGGCUCGGAUGGUUUUGAAAAGGUGCUCAUGGGCUGCUGA